Molecule: messenger RNA, 1230 nt
Organism: Talaromyces stipitatus ATCC 10500
Lineage: Eukaryota; Fungi; Ascomycota; Eurotiomycetes; Eurotiales; Trichocomaceae
Product: acetoin:2,6-dichlorophenolindophenol oxidoreductase alpha subunit, putative
Exons: 4
Coding region: 1-1230 (409 amino acids)
Molecular function (GO): oxidoreductase activity, acting on the aldehyde or oxo group of donors, disulfide as acceptor
Source: RefSeq, a predicted model, not a curated record
AUGUCAUACCACGUCGUUCGUCCAAGAGCCGGCAGACUUCCGGUUCGAUCGUUAUGGGCAUACUCAACUCAGUGCCGACAUAUGAUGGCAAGAGCGGCAGGAGGAAGUCAUCAGUCUUCGGGAGAUGACAAGCCAAUCACUAUAACCAUUCCCAAAGACUCGUUUGAAACCUAUAAAAUUGACCCGCCUCCAUACAGCUUGGAAACGUCCAAAAAAGAGCUACGGCAAUUAUAUAAAGACAUGGCAACUAUUCGGAGAUUAGAGCUCCUCUCAGACCAGCUUUAUAAGGAACAAAAAAUCCGAGGCUUCUGUCACCUUUCGACGGGUCAAGAAGCUGUAGCUGUUGGAAUAGAGCACGCCAUUACCAAGUCUGAUCCCUUGAUCACAGCAUAUCGCAGCCAUGGAUUUACGUACAUGCGAGGCGGAAGUAUUCGGUCAAUCAUUGGCGAAUUACUCGGCAAACAACAGGGAAUCUCAUACGGCAAGGGCGGGUCAAUGCAUAUGUUUACAAAAGGGUUUUAUGGAGGUAACGGAAUUGUUGGUGCACAUGUUCCGGUGGGCACUGGAAUAUCAUUUGCUCAGCAGUAUUCGGAACAGAGUAAUAUGACAGUGGACUUAUAUGGGGAUGGUGCGGCAAAUCAGGGGCAGGUUCAUGAGGCAUUUAAUAUGGCCAAGUUGUGGAAUCUGCCCGUUCUGUACGGUUGCGAGAAUAAUCAAUAUGGAAUGGGAACAUCCGCUGAAAGAGCAUCCGCUGAGACAAACUACUAUAAACGCGGGUUCUAUUUUCCUGGCAUUCGUGUCAACGGCAUGGAUGUUCUUGCUAUCAUGUCAGCAGUCAAAUAUGCUCGUCGACUCAUUACAGGCGAAGAAGGCAAUCACGAAGGACCAAUACUUUACGAAUUUGUCACCUACAGAUUCGCCGGACAUAGCAUGUCAGACCCCGGCAUAGCGUACCGAUCUCGCGAAGAACUAAAAGACGCAAGAAAGCAAGAUCCCUUGACUGUACUCAAGCAGCGAAUGUUAGAACUGAAAAUCAACACGGAAGAUGAAUUAAAGGCUAUGGAAAAGGGGAUUAAGAGUUUUGUCAAUUCUGAGGCGGAGAUAGCGCAGAAAAUGGACGACCCGUCUCCGGCAGAGGAUACUCUGUUUCAAGAUAUAUUCGUGAGAGGAGCAGAGCCUGCAUAUAUGAGGGGUACGACGGUCAAUAAUACGUACUAUUAUAAGCAUUGA